Molecule: messenger RNA, 1302 nt
Organism: Colletotrichum orchidophilum
Lineage: Eukaryota; Fungi; Ascomycota; Sordariomycetes; Glomerellales; Glomerellaceae
Exons: 7
Coding region: 1-1302 (433 amino acids)
Source: RefSeq, a predicted model, not a curated record
AUGUUGACUCUGCGGUUCAUCGUCGCCGUUGGAGCUUCGUUCCUCUUGAGUCUCGCUGACGCGCAGUCGUUGGCAGACGCUCCACAGUGCUCUACAACAUGUCUUGUACAAGCAAUGAGCCAGCCUGCAUUUGCAAAUCAAUCACAGGCUCAAUUAUGUGUCGAUGAAGGCUUCAACAACUUCGUCGGAGGUUGUGUGCAACAAGCAUGUAGCGUGGUCGAGUCCCUGACCUUUGUCAACAUCACAAGAACCGCAUGUGGAUUCCCUUUCUCGGACUAUCGCAAGGGGUCGAAGGCGACCAGUCUCGGCAUGUUCAUACUCGCGUCUGCCUUCUUUGCAUGCAGAAUUGUUAUUAAAGUCAUGGGGUACACUCCGUGGGGAGCUGAUGAUAGUUUGUUGGUACUUGCGUUUGCCGCCCUGAUUCCUUUCACUGUUCUUAUACAGUACAUGAUACCGCAAGGCCUGGGACUUGACAUAUGGGUUCUUCACGACUACCAAAUCACUACCUUCCUCAGGUACCUCCUAAUGGUCCAGACGCUUUACAUCUUCAUCCUCACCAUUAUAAAGGCGUCCAUUCUUCUAUUUUUUCUACGCAUCUUCCCGGAAAAGAAGUUCAGGAUCGCCGUAUGGUGCGCACUGGCCUACGAUCUCUUCGUGGGUUUCAUAUUCAUCGUCUUUAGCUUCGUCCAGAGACAGCCUACAUGGCUCAUCUGGGAGGGCUGGCGCGACAAGGAGCCCCGCGGUGUCAUUCUGGAUCUCAAUAAAAUGGGCUUGGUGCAUGGCGGCAUGAACAUUGCGCUCGAUAUCUGGAUGCUGAUUCUACCCCUGACACAGCUCUACAAACUUAACCUUAAGAUGAAGAAGAAGCUUGGAAUCAUGGCCAUGUUCAGUGUGGGUAUCUUCCUCACCGUUGUUAGCAUCAUACGCCUUCACAGCUUAAUACCAUUUGCGACAUCAGCAAAUGCGACAGCCGACGCGCGCGGGACGACGAUCUGGUCUGCCAUCGAGAUCUGCACCGGCAUAGUGGUGGCCUGCAUGCCAAAUGCGCGACAGAUCUUGCGCGAGGCUGGCCGGCAGAUCAAGAAUGCGUCAUUGAGUCUCACGAAUAGGACGCAUAGCACGAAUUCGGGGUCGCAGCGAAUCUUCCAAGACCAGUCGCUCGAGUUGCGUGUGGCAGUCAACUCUCGGGGUCCCAUUUCAGCGCCGACGCCGACGGACAAAAGCAGCUAUAGCUCUACUACUCCAUUUGACUUUGGGAGAAAGAACUCGAGCUUUACCAGCGACGCAGAGACGGCAACAUAA